This is a messenger RNA of Emys orbicularis (European pond turtle), 663 nucleotides long. RefSeq names its product Rab interacting lysosomal protein like 2 (gene RILPL2). The record is from RefSeq and is a predicted model, not a curated record. The coding region runs from base 1 to 630 and encodes 209 amino acids. The transcript is spliced from 4 exons. Lineage: Eukaryota; Metazoa; Chordata; Testudines; Emydidae. Gene Ontology annotation, molecular function: protein dimerization activity.
AUGCAGGAUCAUCAGCACCAAGAGGAGGGAGAGGAGAAGGAAGAGCCUGAAAGCGCCUUUGAGAAGAGCCCCUUCCAGCUGACAGCAGAGGAUGUCUAUGACAUUUCCUACCUGGUGGGCAGGGAGAUCCUGAAAAUAAGCAGCGAGCCCCAGGGGGAGGCGCCCACCAGGGUCGCCCAGUUGCAGUUCAAGAUAGUGAGGAUUCUGGAAAUGCUGGAAGCUUUGGUGAAUGAGAGUAACCUGACAGUGGAGGAGCUGAAGAUGGAGAGAGACAAUCUCAGAAAGGAGGUGGAGGGACUCAGAAAGGAGGGUCCUCCAGGGAAUGCAGAGCAGCUGAGCCUUGGACCAGACAAAAUGAUAAUAGAUCUCACAGAUCCAAAUCGUCCACGGUUCACGUUGCAGGAGUUGAGAGAUGUGCUGCAGGAACGUAACCAGCUGAAAGCACAACUUCUUAUUGCACAAGAGGAGCUACAGUGCUAUAAGAGUGGCAUCAUUUCACAGAGGGAGGACCAGGCUGGGCCAAUGGAAAAGGAAUCCACUGUCUGCAGUCCUUCUGGCUCAAGCAAAUCUAACGAAGAGAAAACAAUCAUAAAGCGUCUGUUCUCUUUUAAAUACGGAAAACGAAUAUGACUGAGAAUUUAGCCACUUCUGCUCCAAAAGUUG